Molecule: messenger RNA, 2893 nt
Organism: Toxoplasma gondii ME49
Lineage: Eukaryota; Apicomplexa; Conoidasida; Eucoccidiorida; Sarcocystidae
Exons: 1
Coding region: 926-1576 (216 amino acids)
Biological process (GO): ubiquitin-dependent protein catabolic process
Cellular component (GO): elongin complex
Molecular function (GO): protein-macromolecule adaptor activity
Source: RefSeq, a predicted model, not a curated record
AUCUAAGUAAAUUAUGGGCGUGAAGUGGAACUGACUGAUUCCAAAGUUUGGGCUUUCCACUUUCCGUCCCUGAUCUGAAGCUUCGACUUCUGGUUGUGGUUGAUACCGUUAUUUACGCUUGUAUUUGCGGCCGCUCCCUUGUUAACGACAAUUGGCGCCAAGCAGCUAUAUUUCUUCGCAGCUUUCUUUUUCUUCAUUUCCUAUGAACACCGCUGUCUCUCUUAUGCUUUAAAAGACUUUCCCAUUCCAGAGUUGCGGCUUCUGCAGACGACACAUACCGGAAGAAAACUCUGUAGGCCAGUACCAAGGCGUUACGCGCCGGUGCCUCAAACGGACAUUUCCAUAUUUCCUUGUCUCGCCCGUGUCCGCACAUGUCUUUCGCUCUCUCUCCUCUCUUCCUGUCCUCCUUGUCGUUUUUCAUCUCCGGUUUACCCCGUUUUUUUCUGUCUUAGAAUUUUCACGCUCAAGUACGGAGAAGUGUAUCCGCAAAGCAGCAACUGGGAAAACACAGAUCUCUUCACACGUUGUCAAAUCGUAAACACCUCCAAGAAUGCCCACACAAAUAGAGCGUUCUGCCAGCAGAGCGUGAACCUUCCUGUAUUUCAUCUGUCUUCACUGCAACGGGCCGUUGCCCUCUAUGUCUGGUUUCGUUCGGCGUCCACGGUCUUCUUGGGGGUCAUAAAGAAAAAAUACAUCUCUUUCUUCGUCGGUCACCUUUUUGAGUGCGACAUGCGUAAUGUAGACCGUCUCCAGAGGACCGAACAAAACAAGAAAUUCCGCCCGAUGAAGUUUAUGUCCCCAGCAAGAGACGGACGUGGUCCAAACGAGCCCAAGGGGAUCAAACAAGUGAGCAUAUCUCUUUUCCUCAGGUGUCAAAUCGCUUAGAAGCCAGAGAUAGGGUGGCAUUUUCUAUCUUUGCGACACAAUGACGCAUGCAGACGUAUCCGCCUGUCCAGCACGCUCCGAGGAAAAUGGACAACAAGCUCCAUCCGUCGAUCCUCCCGAGCACAGUGAGGCGGUGAGAGAGACCGGAGGAUCAGACACGCACCAGACGAGCCACGGCCACUGGAAACGAGAUUCCUCAGCUGAAAAUCUGUCGUCUAUCUCCUCGUCAUCUUCUUCGUUAUCUUACACUGCUUCGUCUUCCGCUUCUUCCUCCACUCCUUCCUACUCUUCCUCUUGGUCUUCGACCGAAACGGUGGCUCGUUCCGCAAGCGGUUCUCACUGUGGCGGAGAGAAGAUGCCUGCAUGCACUUUGAAGCUGAUAGGGAGUGAGGACACGGCUAUUGUCGUCGAGCUUGAGGUCGCGGAAGAAUGUCCGAUGUUUCGGCGCAUGCUAGCGAGUGCCGAAGAUGGAGCAGCGCUCUACAGAGAAGGUAAAACUCGAGAGCUGCGAUUUCCUUCGAUCCGCCACCGGGUCCUUCAGAAAAUCGUGGACUACCUCCGUUUCCGGAGACAGUGGAACCGCGAGGGAGGCCACAACGGCGCAUUCCAAGUUGAGAGCGACAUCGCCCUAGAGCUGAUGCUGGCAGCCAAUUUCCUGGGCUUGACAGAUGAGGAAGAAGCUAGCACCUGACAGAGAGGGGUCACGAAGCAUCUGUCCGAUACAGUACAUACACAAUGCGGGGCUAGAUAUAGUACGCGGUGCAGGUGGGAUAAAAACAGACCUUCAAGCCCGUAGAAAAACCUGUCACAGAGAUUAUUGUUACCAGCACGAUGAGCCGGUCAAACGGGCGUCAGAGUAGUAGUUUUCCCUCGCUUUUUGGCGCCGACAAAAGGUGGAAGGAGCGCAGAUCUGUGUUGGAGGGGCACCUGGAUGAACGCCAGAGGGUGAGAUUCGCACUGAAGCCGACACCGUCGAGUUUCUGAACGUAGAGAGAACAGAGUUGCCUCUGCGUACAUCCACAUCUAUUGAUGAGGUUCGGUGUGCUUUCUGAUGUUGGGACAUCUACAAAGGCUGUGGACUUAAGGUAUAUUGAGCAAAGGCCAUGCGCAUGUGUGUAAAUGAGCUGAAUUUUGUGAUAUCCGAGAAUCGCAUUUUGCGCUCCCUGAGCCAGUCGUGUUGUUUUCGGUCGGCCGUCGAACUAGGUUUUGGAUAGAGGAACUUUCGACUCGACAGCCGACGACUGGGGUCGGAUAAAGAAAGACCGUGUACUCUGUGUCUCGUCUUUCACCGAACUAGGCAAGCUUUCACUCAACGACGUCGAUAUGUCUCUCACCCUCUGAUGACGUAACUGGGGAAUUAGAUCAUUUUUAUGCAUGUAGAACUGGGCAUGCACUUCUGGGGUUUGUCGAGAUGUCUACCUGCAUGUGUAGUCGUCAAUCACUUUCUAGGUUGAUGUACUUGUGCAAAUACGUCUGUACUGUUUCCGUUGUCGUUCUCAACAAAUACGUAUUAUUGUACUGCGUAUAUAUAUAUAUAUAUAUAUUUAUUGAGAGAGGAAAAGAGAUGGGUGAAGCGUGGCUAUAAUCCGAGAGAGACGCAUUGCCGGUCGGCACUUGUGCGUCACAGGUUGUCGUCGGAUCGUGGCGUUGGGCUUGACGGAGAAACCUUUUGUUGCAAGGGUGCAGUUUUCCACAGACAAAACCUUUUCAACGUCGAGGGUGCAGAACCCUGACUUGAAUUUUCCCUUCAUAUGUGUCAAACAAGACCCUCGUAAGAUAAAGGGCACGCCCCCAAUGAUUUACUGAGUAUGACUGCAUGCUGGAGUGCGAGUUUUUUCACAUCUGUGAGAGCAGAGCCCAAACAAAGUAGUAGUGUUUGUCGUCACAGAUAAGCAGUACUGAGCAGAUGUUUGCUGUGUCAGUUCUUGUUAGCCAGCGCGAGUUAAUUACUUUUGAGGAGAUGAAUCUGUAGGCAAGUUGUAUCUUGUGGGAUUGAGAUUGUUUUUGU